AUAAUAGAAUUAGCUAUGGCCGAUAGAGGGCGAACGUCGUCAGCAAAGAAAAGAGUUACGGCUGCUCACGCAAAGACGUCUGGGAUUUUGGAGGACUGGCUCGAGCGCUUUGAUUUCCGCAGUGCAGCGUGGGAUAGUGGAAGAAGUCAGCGAAACAGUCAUUCAGAAAUGGAUGUGUUUUUAAUGAUCAGACGUCACAAGACAACCAUCUUUACAGAUGCUAAGGAGUCUACCACAGUCUAUGAGCUGAAGCGAAUUGUGGAGGGCAUCCUAAAGCGAGCACCAGAGGAUCAGAGGCUUUACAAGGAUGACAUGCUGCUAGAAGAUAGUAAGACUCUUGGAGACUGUGGAUUUACAAAUCAGACAGCCAGGCCUCAGGCUCCAGCCACAGUAGGACUGGCUUUUCGUAUCAAUGAUGAUGCUUUUGAGCCACUAAGAAUAGAGCCCUUCUCCAGCCCUCCUGAACUUCCUGAUGUUAUGAAGCCUCAGGACUCGGGCAGCACUGCCAAUGAACAAGCCGUGCAGUGAAGAAAGAACGGAUAAUAAAGGGUGGGGGGGUGGGGGUGGGGGGAAGCGGCAAGGGGUAAAGAGUUUCCAGAACAGCGGACAAGCAAAUGUGUUUUAAGAUGGUGGUGUCUAUUGAGUUCUAAAGGAUGGGGAAGCAUGAGUGAGAGUGAUCCUGUGUGAUAUUGUAACUUUGCUGAGAUUUUGAAUAUCGCUCUCCCUGUUACCCCUCACCUGCCAUCUAGCACUAGCAGCUUAACUCUCACUGAAUUGUCGCAAACCCUUCCGGCAUCAAGUCUUUGCUCAUCUACAGAUAAAUCUAUAGGCACAGGUCCCUUUUGAUUUGUUAAUGUGUUCCCCCUCAUUGCUGAAUGAAUCUGUCAGUCAACAGUCAUAGGUUAGACAUUAAAACCUGUGCUUCUUAUUUAAUUCACACAGAUGUUAUGUUUGGAGAGUUAAACGUUUUGUGCUUUUUGUGUGUUUUGAUCUGUUGGGGUUGGGGUGGGUUUGUGUUGGUGGUUGUAAGGUUUCACAAAUGCCCACUUUACUGAUUGCAUUUACAGUAUGCUGUUGUGUGCUAAUGAGUAUUGGUAUUAAAAUUGUUCUUAUUUCUUAUUCUAGAGUGCAAAGGCCACAAGCUUAACAGUUUUAUGUUACCAACUUUAGUGUAAAUGCACUUGGAACUUGCUGGAAAUCAGAAAGGGCACGGAUGCGGUCAGGUUAUACCUGUACAUUAAUAUACAGCACAUGAAUAUGAUGAAUUCUGAUAUACAGUGGUUUCAUUGUAAAUACAUUUUUCCACUUGCAUCAUUGCUUCUUAAAGUGUGUGUUGCUUUUCUUUACAGUUUUGUUAUCCGCGUCUGCUUGUACCUUUUUGAACUUUUGUUUGUAGUAUUGACAUGUUAUUCUCUGAUUUUGUAUUUAAAAUCAGAUCAGGGGAGUGUACAUGCUUGUCAGUUUUUUUUCUUUGUGUGAGGCAUUUUAAAAUGUGGAAAGUUUCAAGUAAAAAUCGAAUGAUCAGUAAGAUUUUGGGCAAAGUUGCUUAAGUGAAUGUUUAACUUUAACAAAAACGCUGACAUUGUGUUUAUCCCCCAAACAAAAGCUCAUGGUGUUUUUGCGAACACACUUUUAUCCUGCCGUGAUGGCAGUGUUCCUUCACGAUGCUCUCGUAAGAAAUGAGUUACAAAUUAAAAAUAAAAUCAUGCUGCAGUAUCUGUAACUGCAUUUCAAUGAAAAUUAAAAUCAGCCCUUUUCCACUCCUUG
Messenger RNA from Triplophysa rosa, 1767 nucleotides. It is a transcript of the gene elob, whose product is annotated as elongin B. The coding region runs from base 16 to 528 and encodes 170 amino acids. NCBI's taxonomy places the organism in Eukaryota, Metazoa, Chordata, Actinopteri, Cypriniformes, Nemacheilidae. Gene Ontology annotation, cellular component: VCB complex; elongin complex. Gene Ontology annotation, molecular function: protein binding. Gene Ontology annotation, biological process: transcription elongation by RNA polymerase II. The record is from RefSeq and is a predicted model, not a curated record. The transcript is spliced from 4 exons.